AUGCUUAGCUUCCCAGAAAUAUACGUCUACCCCCGUACUGGACCCUGGCACCACGUUGAGGUGGUUCCAUUUCGCGCCAAGCAACGACGAAAGCAAGAGGGCGGUCUGGCGACUGCGUCCAGCACCGCAGCCUUGCGGGGCGAGUUUUUUUCCCCGCUGAGCCGCCAGCGACACACGCACACACGUGCGCACAGAAGGAGUGUGAGUGUGUCACAUUUGUCAAAUUGUCUGCGUAACGCCGCCUUUUCCUUGCCUUAUCUCCCGCCCUCUCCCCGUAUCUCUCUCUAUCGCGGUGUGGAUGUGGCAGGGAUGCAGUCUUCGUCGACCACGGUGUGUGGCGCGGACAGGCUUCGGCGCGCCCAAGAUCAGGGGCUUCCGCCGGUGUUGGUGGAGAAGCAGGCAAAGGUGAAGAACUUCAGCAGAUCCACCGCCGCCGCGUUGACGGGGCAGCUGGAAAACUGUGUCCAUCUGCUUCGGGGACACUGCACGACGCUGCAGUACUGCAAUGCGGAGAUUGAGGGCGCCUUGCUGACCCUUGGCGUUGACUCGACGCAUUCAUUACUUGCCGCCAUCAACGGCGUUGUCGAGGGCCUUGAAACGGUGGCGGAGACAUGCAAGGAGAUGUGUGAGAGCCACUUCGAGGAGGUGCGCCAGCGCGAGGACCUCUUCGCCUCGUGUUGCAACAUGUAUCUCACGCUGAAGGAGCGGCACGAGGUGACGGAGCGGGAGCUGCGCAGCUUCGUGGCGGAGCGUGACCGCCAAAACGCCGCCUUUGACAAGGCGGUUGCGUACGUGGAGACGCUGAUCGCGGAGCGGGCGCGGUGGCAGGAGCGGAACGGCUACAACUGCGUCGGCCUCCCGCUUGUGGAGAAGUCCUUUUCGGAGCAGUGCCACGAGGCCCUCGACAUGUUUGACAGGAUUGCGCAGGAGACCCGCGGCCGGGAGCGCGCGGGCCCGGAGUGCCUGCUCUCCACCACCGACGCCCCCGACACCCUGGUGAAGCGAUGGGAGAUGCUUGAGGACCUUCGCCACGUGAACGGGGUGCGCUCGGCGCGGCUGCAGUACGUUCCGCCCGGGGACGAGGUGGCGCUCCUCCGUGAGGUGCUGGAGAUGGGCUCGGGCAGCCGGGCGCUGCUGCACGAUGUACGCGAGGAGCGGCGGGGGCUCGAGGAGGCCAAGAAGAAGGUGUGCGAGAUAGGCGUCGCGAGCCUCGCCGCCCUGCAGCUCGCCCGCGCGGAGUUAAAUAGCUUCAAGGGGUGGCUCGUAGGCCUCGAAAAGAGCGGGCUGCCGUUCAAUACUUCGUUUGAGAAGUUCCGUACUAUGAUGGCAGCGUCCGCGGCGCCGCCGGGGUCCGGCCAGCAGCCCUAA
This is a messenger RNA of Trypanosoma conorhini, 1368 nucleotides long. RefSeq lists its product as uncharacterized. The coding region runs from base 1 to 1368 and encodes 455 amino acids. Lineage: Eukaryota; Euglenozoa; Kinetoplastea; Trypanosomatida; Trypanosomatidae. The record is from RefSeq and is a predicted model, not a curated record. The transcript has a single exon.